AUAAUGAUGUUACCAUACUUGUUUUGCUCUCAUUAUAAGUGGGUUUUUUUGGGGACUUUCGAUUCAGGAUCUUUCUUUCUAUAAUAAUGUACUCUUUAGUCAAUGUCCAUAAUUCAUUACCUUAAAUAUUCAGUUGCACUUUGCUUUGACUUAUGAUCAGUUCAAUCACUUUAAUAAUGCUCAAGAUGAGCCUUCUGUUCUUCUUUUUCUUUUUCUCUUGGAACCUCAUGGAUACAUCUGCGGUCCAAUAAAACCUUCACUCGCUGAAUCAGGAUUUGUGGAGACAGCACCUUGUUUAGUCUUAUGUUACUGGCUCUUGCGUGCUUUAUCUUGUAUUUCUGCAACCUUUUAAGGCAUUUGACCGCACCUGAAAUUUCCGGAUGUCUCCCUUGGAUUCGGUACCAUGGCUUUUACAAGGAUUUGCAACUGAACGUCAUUUGGCCAGGGAAAGAUUUAGCUCUUGGUGUUAAUAACAUUGGGACUAUUCCAGCAGCACUUGUGACCUAUGCAUCUAUACAAGCAUUGAAGCCAGACCUCAUCAUAAAUGCAGGCACAGCUGGUGGCUAUGUGUCGAAAGGAGCAAACAUCGAGGAUGUUUUUCUUGUAUCAAGUGUUGCUUUCCAUCAUAGAAGGAUACCUCUUCCUGGUCGUGAUCUGUAUGCAAUUGGCCGGCGACAGUCCUUCUCAAUGCCUUUGCUUUCAACAGAGCUUCAACUGAAGGAUGGAGCACUAUCCACUGGUGACUCCUUUGAUAUUUGCCCACCGGAUGAAGCAUUCAUCACCGCUAAUAAUGCUAACCUUGUAGACAUGGAGGGAGCAGCUGUUGCCUACGUGGCAGGUCUAUUGAACGUCCCCACUAUAUUCUUGAAAGUUGUGAGCAACGCCAUUGAUGGUGGCGAGCCAUCUGUAGAGGAAUUUCACCAGAAUUUGGCAGUGGCGAUGUCUACCCUUGAUCAGACAGUCGCAGAAGUUUUGGACUUCAUCAGUGGGAAGUGCCUGUCUGAACUGUCCAUCUCUGAAACAUCUUCUCUGGGCUCUACAAGAUGACUAAAAACUGUAGUUGUUAUAGUUGCGCACUUGAUCUUCUCUUAUUUGAAUGUUAUAAUAGCAGUUUGCUCAUUCAUGAUUCAACUGUUGGAUGGGAGUCCAGAGCCUUCAAUGAUGGAUUCAAUGAUGGAUUCAACUGGUGAAGCACACAGGCCAUGGACUACUCACAAGCCAUCCGUUGCGAUAAGCCAAAUUCAGCCCGAGGCACCUCUAACUUUCCUCUAAAAUGAUACUUGUAUUUCACUCACAGUGCUAUUGAAUGCUGUUGAUCAUUCCCUGAAAUGCAACACCAGUCUGCUAUUUUCUGAAUGUAAUGGGACUUUAAUGUGGACCAAAGGCCAGAAUGGCAGCAUUCAAGUAUCAUGUUGCUCUUUAUCUCUAAAUAGACGAUGUGAUUGGGACUCCUUCUCUCA
Molecule: messenger RNA, 1460 nt
Organism: Eucalyptus grandis
Lineage: Eukaryota; Viridiplantae; Streptophyta; Magnoliopsida; Myrtales; Myrtaceae
Product: 5'-methylthioadenosine nucleosidase
Exons: 7
Coding region: 304-1047 (247 amino acids)
Biological process (GO): nucleoside metabolic process
Molecular function (GO): methylthioadenosine nucleosidase activity
Source: RefSeq, a predicted model, not a curated record